ACACCCCCACAGUUUACCGGCAGGAGAUCUGAGGGUGCCGGAUAUUCAGGGGCAGGCCCGAGCUCUAGGGCUUCAGGUUCACAGUUGGACAGAGGUUCCAGCAGUCAGAUGAGGCCACCCAGACCUUUGUGUUCCUAUUGUGGGAGACAGCACCCGGGAGAGUGUUUCCGAGCUACGGGUGCAUGCUUUGUGUGCGGCCGUCAGGGCCAUCAUAUGAGAGACUGUCCGGCUAGAGGUGGUACAGGCAGUUCAGCUCAGUCUACCGGGUCAGCCGGUGGUUCAUCUUCAGCCUCGGUGGCGAUGCGCCCUGCGGGGCGAGGUACUCCAGCACCAGCAGGCCGCGGCAGGGGUCGUGGCGGAGCUUCGGGUUCUAGCGGUCCUUCGAACCGCAUUUAUGCCUUAGCCAGCAGACAGGACCAGGAGGCUUCGCCUAAUGUCGUCACAGGAUAGAAUCCGAACCGAUAGAGCCUUUUGAGGUAGCUACACCAGUAGGGGAUUCUGUUAUAGCCAGUCAGAUUUAUAGAGAUUGUUCCGUGAUUAUCUGUGGCCGCUGCACUAAGGCGGAUUUGGUAGAGUUAGAUAUGAUCGAGUUUGACGUGAUUAUGGGUAUGGAUUGGCUAGCUUCUUGCUAUGCUAAUGUUGAUUGUCAAAAGAAGAUAGUCCGAUUCCAA
Molecule: messenger RNA, 671 nt
Organism: Lycium barbarum (goji berry)
Lineage: Eukaryota; Viridiplantae; Streptophyta; Magnoliopsida; Solanales; Solanaceae
Exons: 2
Coding region: 109-450 (113 amino acids)
Molecular function (GO): nucleic acid binding; zinc ion binding
Source: RefSeq, a predicted model, not a curated record